AUCUACAUAUUUUCUCGUGUCCUCUUUGUGCAUUAUCAGUCUGUCUGCUUCGUUAUUCGUUUCGUUCGCAAUAAUUGUUGGUCGAAAACUUAGGAGCGAUUAUACAGCUUAAACAAAACUUUAACAACCGAUUACUAACUAGUAUAAAGUGCAUUACCUUUCAUCAAGUGUGAAUAAUGAACGGUCUGGCUAACAACAAUGAUGACUCUGUCGAGUGUCCUUUGUGUAUGGAACCGCUUGAGGUCGAUGAUCUAACGUUUUUUCCAUGCACUUGCGGAUAUCAAAUUUGUCGAUUCUGCUGGCACAGAAUUCGUACGGACGAAAACAAACUGUGUCCAGCAUGUCGGAAAGAGUAUCCCGAAAAUCCAGCUGACUUCAAGCCGCUAACGCAGGAAGAAAUGAUCGCGUUCAAGUCGCAGAAGCGGCAAAGGGACCAACAGCGGAAGCAGAAAAUCACGGAGAAUCGCAAACAUUUAGCCAAUGUUCGUGUAGUGCAAAAGAAUUUGGUAUUUGUUGUGGGUCUGCCUCCACGAUUGGCAGACGCGGAUAUACUGAAGAAGCACGAAUACUUUGGAAAGUAUGGAAAGAUUCACAAAGUGGUUAUAAACCCGAGUACAACGUACGCUGGAGUGCAGGGUCCCUCGGCGUCGGCAUAUGUCACUUAUGUGCAUAAUACGGAUGCACUGCGGGCUAUACAGAGUGUCAACAACAUCAUGAUCGAUGGGCGACUAAUCAAGACCAGUUUGGGCACAACCAAGUACUGUAGCCACUUCAUGAAGAACCAGCAGUGUCCCAAAGGCGACUGUAUGUACUUGCAUGAGCUGGGCGACUCAGAGGCCAGUUUCACCAAGGAGGAAAUGCAUCAAGGGAAGCAUCAGGAGUACGAGAAACGAUUGCACGAUCUAUUGAUUGCGACCUCGGGGGCGAAUAGUGUGUCGGGCAUCGGCGGAUCAACAACGAAUGGAACAACUACGACUGCGAGCGCUAGUGGAACAACAAAAGCAAAUGCGGCAACAACAAUGUCAUCGUCGUCAUCAUCUUCAACAUCGUCGGUUUCGAUUGCAAAUACGGCAAGCUCGGCAAAUUCACAACAGAAGGAAGCGUGGCCCAGUUUAUCAGUAUCACCUGUUAACAGCAAGGAGACAUUGGCAAGUGCCUGCAAUGGAAGUGGCGCCAGCAGCGGCAAGAGCAAAAAGGAAAAGUUUCGCAACGAGAAAACCCGUCACGAGAAAAACAAAUCGAAGAGCAAACAGAAUGCAGCAACAUUCACCAAUUCGAAUGCCUCAUCAAACAAGGAGAACUUUAUUCCAGAGUCGCGGGGAAAUUCAAGUGCAAGUGCAUCGGCAUCUUCAUCUGCCUCGACAGCUGCAGCACCUGUUGAAGACGCUGUGUUGCCUGUGGCAACCAAAGCUGAGGAGAACGCACCCCCAAGUAAUCGUGGCAAAACGGAACGCAAUCGGGCCAACAACCGUUCGACUGCGGCCAAGGAGUCUAAGGAUGCAAAGGAGACCAAUCAAACACAAAAUACUAAACAAUUGGAGCAUUCCGAAGAAAGUUCAAACACAAACAAGGACACCAGCAACAGCACGCCCAAAGCUAAUAGUGAGCUAGUAGGUAGCAAAGCGUUUCCAUUGCCCAAGAGAGCAUCACCCAAUGCACAUCGAUCACACAGCUCGAGUAGCGAGGAAAACAGUGAUGAUCACAUAUCCGAGAGCAGUGCGAGCGGCAAGAGUUCACCUGGUGAUUUUAAGGAGUCUCAGUCAAGUAGUUCAAAUGUGGAGGGUCUUACUGAAAUUCCGAUCAACAACAGCAACAAUAACAAUAGCCCCAUUGAAAGCGGUGUGUUUGUAAAUACUGAUGACGCCUUGUCGAGCACCGCAAAUACAGAUAACAUUCAAAUCACUGGCGAUGCCAGUGAGAGCAGUAGGAACACAGAUGAGGCAACGCGAACGCCACAAGAGGAAGCUGAAAUACCCAAUCCUGGUGAAAAUGACUGUGAAAAGGAAGUUACAGAUGCGCUCUCUAAGCUGAACAUGUUCGAUGACAGCAAUAGCUUCUUCUCAUCGUCACCCGCAUUCCAGCAGUCGCUGUUGUUGAAGAACAAAGUCGAAGGGGAUAUGCGACCACCUCAAGUGACAUCCUCCCAUUUGCCUGAUUUGCUUAAUGGCAUUGAUGGUUACCAGAAACCAACCAACACAAACGAAUGGGAGGAGGUCUUUAAGAAUGUUAUGAUUCGCAACAACCGGCAAGUGGACGAGCAAGUGCUGCAUCAACAACACCUGCAACUGCAGCAGCAGCAUCAUCAUCAGCAGGUGCUUCAGCAACAGGAAGAAUUCCUUCGCAUACACGAUCUGCACAAACGCAAUAACAUGGUCAACACUAUGGGAAUGGCUCAUCCAAAUGGCCCACAUCCUGAUUUCCCUAACCAUUUCCAUGGCAACACAGUGGACGGCAGCAGACCGGCACAUGGACCUGUACCACAGCAACAUCUGUUGCAGCAACCUGAUGAGAAUCAGCUGAAUGUAAAUAAUUUGUUUGGCGGCAACAUGUCCAAGUUCUUUGACUUCCACAAAAGUCAACAGCAAUUGCAUCAACAGUACAUUAAUGGGCAUUCGAUGCUAAACAAUGCUGAUUCACAUCGAUUGGCUGUAUUUCUGGAAAAUAGCCGUGUUAAUCCUUCACUCUUCGACAAUGGAAUGUUGAAUCAACAAGCCCAAGUACAAAAGCAGAGAUUAAUGGGAGCCUUUGAUAAAAUUACUCCAAAUCAACAACAAAACACUCAAUCACCACAAAAUAGAUUUUCACAAACCUCCUUGGUGGACGAUGACCUAGGUUUCGAUCCAUUCACUGAAACCCAAAAGGGAUUGGCAGAACUUAUGGAAAACGAGGUCGUUCAACAAAAUGUUAAUAUUGGCAAUGUUGGACCAAAAAUGCCACCACCACCACAACAACAGCAGCAACAACAACAGCAAACACAGGCGCAACAUCACCAGUUACUUGAUAACAUGCAGCGUGCCCGGAUGCCUCCUCCAGGCUUUAACCAUAUGAAUGCCUUAGGAUUUGACGGCGCCGCUCGCGUUCAUUCGAGUAAAAUUCUGCCUUUUAUAAAUAUGCCGGGCAAUGGACUUGGAAACAACAGUGCGCCGUUGGAGCAGCAGCAACAUCCAAUGCAAAUGCCGACUAACUGGAAUCCCCAUUUGGCAGCUACGCUUCAUCAACAGCAACAACAGCAGCAACAACAACAAGGACCGGGAAUUGGCGAUUCUCAUUUGCUUCAGACACAACAUCAACUUGUUCAGGCCGCAGCUGCUGCUGCUGCCGCUGCUGCUGCAAGCAACCACAACAAAGGAUAUAGUAGUAGUGACUGGACGUCCAUGGACCCGGCAAUACUGUCUUUCCGUCAAUUUUCAUCGUUUCCACAUCAAGCUCAAAUGCCACUCCAUCAACAACAGCAAGACCUAUUUCUGCAACAUUUAGCCCAAAAUCAACAGCAGCAGCAGCAACAGCAACAAAACGGUCAAGGGUUCAGCAAUCAAUCUCAACAAAUGCUUCCUGGCAUGAAUAUGCCGAAUAAUUUGAUGAAUGGACAGUCGUCAUCUCAGACACAGGUCAAUGCCAAUGUACAGGGUAUGCUGGAGUUCUUAAAAAACCGUCAAUUUUUUUCAAAUAAUGUCUGAAUAUGAUAGAUUUGUUUACCUGUACUACUUAUUAAAUACUUAUUACAAUACAUGCAUAUAGAAAAAAUCGAAUAUACAAAAUCGAAGAGCAUUGUGUUUUGAAUAAAUAGUAUAA
Messenger RNA from Drosophila albomicans, 3792 nucleotides. RefSeq names its product hybrid signal transduction histidine kinase L (gene Cnot4). Gene Ontology annotation, molecular function: RNA binding; ubiquitin-protein transferase activity; metal ion binding. The transcript has 17 exons. NCBI's taxonomy places the organism in Eukaryota, Metazoa, Arthropoda, Insecta, Diptera, Drosophilidae. The record is from RefSeq and is a predicted model, not a curated record. Gene Ontology annotation, biological process: protein ubiquitination. Gene Ontology annotation, cellular component: CCR4-NOT complex. The coding region runs from base 177 to 3677 and encodes 1166 amino acids.